CUCGCUGGGACCUUAACCCAACAUGAGAUUUCUAUGACACCGUUUUGUCUGCAUCUCCAUGAGCAGUCAGAGUGUCAAAAAACAGUCUCCUGGUCUAAACUGCUUGGGUGGACUGAUCUGACCGUGUUAAGAGCCUUUGAGAGCAAACUUCUCAAGCACGUCUACGGGCAGUGGGAUCAUCAGAAACUUGUGAGCGACCUGACUUUAUCAUGGAACCUGGGAACCUUGGUGCUGAGGACAAAGAGACAUUAAGCUGGGAUAUUAAUGAUAUGAAGCUGCCACAGAAUGUGAAAAAGACGGACUGGUUCCAGGAGUGGCCGGACGCCUACGAGAAGCACAUCUACAGCUCGGAGGACAGGAGCGCGCAGCGGCACCUGAGCAGCUGGGCCAUGCGCAACACCAACAACCACAACUCGCGCAUCCUCAAGAAGUCCUGCCUCGGCGUGGUGGUGUGCAGCCGCGACUGCUCGGCCGCCGAGGGCCGCAAGGUCUACCUGAGGCCUGCCAUCUGCGACAAAGCCCGGCAGAAGCAGCAGAGGAAGCGCUGUCCAAACUGCGACGGUCCCCUGAAGCUCAUUCCCUGCCGGGGCCAUGGGGGCUUUCCCGUCACCAACUUCUGGAGGCACGAUGGACGCUUCAUCUUUUUCCAGUCAAAGGGAGAGCAUGAUCAUCCGAAGCCAGAGACCAAACUGGAAGCCGAGGCCAGAAGAGCAGUGAAGAAAACGCCCGCAGCAUCUUCCUCCGUCUGCUCCAAGCUGAAGCAGAGCCCGCAGAUAAAGCCUCUUCCAGGUGAAACGCCAAGCUGGGAAAGUUUAACUUGGUCCUUGCAGGAAGGCGUCCAGUUGCCUGACAGUUACAGCGCACAUUUAUUAGGUCAUGCUCCCCAGCAGAAGGCGCCCAACGACGGCGCAUCCUUCUCCAGGAGUUACGGUUUGGGGGGAGUCGCUGACCCAGCAGACCCCACUUCCACCGUGGACCCCCUUCAGCUCCACGAGAAAUGCAGUUUGUCCGACAGUCGGGUCUCCAGCAGCGAAGACCUGCUUCAGCCCUCCGUCUCUGGGGUCUUUGGUUACAGUGAUCUGCAAACGUGGAACAAGAAUAUGGCCUUGGGGAGGAAUCCUCUGAAUGACAGUGGUGGUCCCAAUUACUUUUUUCCUCUGACCAGCUGGCCUUAUGACUGCCCCUCUUCCCAGAACACUUCAGAACCCUUUUUCCAGCAGAUCCCAUUGGAACCACCAGCAGCCAAAAUGAGCUGCCACUCACUCUGGCCAAAUCAAGAGGGUGAUCUUUAUGAAGAGAAGGUGCGUGUGGAUUUUAACAACUACUGCUCUCCCCCGACGUGCUAUUCACCUCAGGAAGACCCCUUUCUCCUCCCCUACACCUCUCAGCCUCAUCAAUAUUCUCUGCCCAGCAAGAGCAACAAAUGGGAUUUUGACGAAGAGAUGAGGUACCUGGGUUUGGAUCAUUGCAACAAUGAAAUGCUUCUAAACCUCUGUCCUUUAAGAUGAUCCAAGUCUGAAUGCUUGUGCACUGCUGGGGGAGAUGUAAUUUGGUACAGCCACUGUGGAAAACAGAAUGGAGAUUUCUCAAGAAAUUAAAAGUAGUGCCAUCAGAUCCCGCAGUCCCAUGUCUAGGUAUACAUCUGAAGGAAUGGGAGUGCUACCCCAAAGACAGAUCUCGCAUGUUCAUUGCAGCAUUAUUUUCAGAAGCCAAGGCAUGGAAACAACCUAAGUGUCCAUUGACAAAUGAAUGGGAUGAAGAAAAUACGGUUCAAUGGAACACUAUUGAGCCAUAAAAAAGAAAAAAAAUCAUGUCAUUUGCAACAACAUGGAUGGACCUUGAGGGUAUUAUGCUCAGUGAAAUAAAUCAGAGAGAGAAAGACAAUUACUGUAUGACCUCACUUACACGCGGAAUAUUAAAAAAAAUUCACAGAAAUAGAGAUCAGAUUUGUGGUUGCCAGAGGCAGAAGGUGAUGGGUGGGAGAACUGAGUAAAAGUCAUCAAAAGGUAGAAACUUCCAGUUUUAAGGUAAAUAAGUUCUGCAGGUAUGAUGCACAGCAUAGCAACUACAGCUCAUACUGUGGGUAUCUCUGAAAGCUGCGAAGAGAAUAGAUCUUAAAGGUGCGCAUCACAAGGGAAAAAGUUGUAACUGUGCAGUGGUGGACAUUCACUAAACUUACUGUGAUAAACGUUUUGCAGUGUAUACAUCAAUCCAGUCAUUAUGUUGUACCCCUUAAACCUAUACAAUGUUGUAUAUCAAUUAUAGCUUAAUAAAAAUAUAUCUCAAUAAAA
Molecule: messenger RNA, 2291 nt
Organism: Camelus dromedarius (Arabian camel)
Lineage: Eukaryota; Metazoa; Chordata; Mammalia; Artiodactyla; Camelidae
Gene: GCM1
Product: glial cells missing transcription factor 1
Exons: 6
Coding region: 210-1508 (432 amino acids)
Biological process (GO): regulation of transcription by RNA polymerase II; cell differentiation involved in embryonic placenta development; gliogenesis
Cellular component (GO): nucleus
Molecular function (GO): DNA-binding transcription activator activity, RNA polymerase II-specific; RNA polymerase II cis-regulatory region sequence-specific DNA binding
Source: RefSeq, a predicted model, not a curated record